AUGUUGUACAAACGUCCACCCUCUACGACAUCCCUCUCCGACGAUGACGACGACGACGACCAGAACAAGUUCAUCGUCCACGAUGGCCUUGCAUCUACCUUUGCAGCUGCUUCGGCCAAAUGGGCUUCCCAUUGUGGUCCUCUUCCUCUUUCCUCUCAGAACGCUUCUCCCAUGUCCAGCCUUCCACCAGAGAUUCUCAUUCAUAUCCUUAAACAUCUACAAAUCCCUCGCGACAUCUACCACACCUUGCAAGUUUCAAGGAGAUGGUGUGAAUGCUCAGUGGAACUCCUUUGGCACAAGCCAACCUUCAACAAGCUCGAGCCUCUCAUUAAACUUACGAGGCUUCUAGCUUCUCCACGACAAACUUUUACCUACUCCAAUUUCAUCCGUCGCCUCAAUUUUCUCUCCAUUGGACCAGAUCUAAAAGACGAUGUUUUUACCGUCCUUGCCAAAUGCGAUCGCCUGGAGCGCCUUACACUCGUGGGAUGUAGCGCACUUUCGAGCACCACACUAUCCCGAGUUCUUCCUUCGUUUCCCCAUCUCGUUGCCAUCGACCUCACUGGUGUCGAAAAUACUUCCGAUUCUGCCAUCAUAGGUCUUGCCUCAGUUGCUAAGCGCCUCCAGGGUAUAAACUUGGGAGGUUGUAAGGAGGUUGGCGAUGAAGGCGUGUUUGCACUAGCCGCCAACUGCCCUCUUCUUCGUCGUGUCAAGCUUAGUGGGCUUGACAUGCUGACGGAUAAGCCCGUCUCUGCUCUCGCAAAAUCCUGCCCCCUUCUUCUUGAAAUCGAUCUGAAUGGUUGCAGGCUUAUUACCGACAUUUCGAUACGUGAUAUCUGGAGAUUCUCCACCCAUAUGCGGGAAAUGAAGCUGUCGCAUUGUCCUGAAUUAACAGACGCCGCCUUUCCCGCUGCAUUGAGGCGAGACAAAGUUCCUCAGAUGGAUUCACCAAACCCCUUCCCGUUGUCCUCCAAACCAGAAAGUGAUGAGUUGCCUCCCCUCAUUAUCCCUCGGAACUUCGAACAUCUACGGAUGUUAGAUUUAACGGCCUGUUCUCAAGUCACUGACGAUGCAAUCGAGGGCAUCAUAUCAUAUGCACCCAAAAUACGCAACCUGGUCCUGAACAAAUGUUCGUUGCUCACAGAUAGAUCUGUUGAGAACGUCUGUAGGCUAGGGAGGCACCUACACUAUUUGCAUCUGGGACACACGAGUAAAAUUACGGACAAGUCUGUGCGAACACUUGCCAGAUCAUGCACACGGCUGAGAUAUGUUGAUUUUGCCAACUGUGUGUUAUUAACUGACAUGGCUGUCUUCGAGUUGUCAGCUUUGCCGAAGCUGCGACGUAUCGGUCUCGUACGGGUUAGCAAUCUCACCGAUGAAGCGAUAUAUUCUCUUGCGGAUCGACACGCCACUUUGGAACGGAUCCAUCUUUCCUACUGCGACCAAAUCUCCGUUAUGGCUAUCCAUUUUCUUCUCCAGAAACUUCAUAAAUUGACUCACCUCAGUCUCACUGGAGUACCUGCUUUUCGUCAACCAGAGCUACAGCAAUUCUGCAGAGAACCGCCACCAGAAUUCAGCACGACACAGCAAUCUACGUUUUGCGUUUACUCUGGCAAAGGCGUUUCGCAGUUACGCGCCUUUUUGACUGAACUAUUUGACCGUAUCACUGAAAUGAAUGGUACCGAUGACACUGAAUACGAAGAUGAAGAAUAUGAUCCGGAUGCAUAUCAUGAAGACACCCCAGAACCUGAAUUACCCGAUGGCGAUCAAGAUGAUGAAGAGGAGUUUAUCUCUCGACGGAUGAUCACCCCUACCGCUGCUACUCGCGAUUUCGUCCAACCACGACCUGUCAUCGCACGGCGGCCAGCCUCACUGGAACGCGAGGCUGGCCUUCCCUCGACCAACUUCCAUGGUAUCGUUCAUCAUGUACCUAUACAAAGCUCGUUUACUCAGCAUCCCACUGCGGGAGGUUCUCGAAGAUUAGCAGGUCCUUCCAAUACCACUUUUAGGACAUUGGCAGAUGUGUUACCCCUUGUGGAGAACCCUAACUCGCCUCCACCUAGUGACGUAGCUUCGAAUCUCAGCGGAGGCACAAAUCAAUCUAGCGGUGCUGGUUUCUUCCGCAACUAUCGAGAAGGAGGUCACGGCAGAGGUGCGCAACCAGGGAUCCCCAUGGCGAGCCAACAGUUGCGGCGUGGACAGGGUCAUACCCCUCAUAACCGUGUACCAUUCAUCGAACCAGAACGUCUCACUUUACUCAAUUCGACGCGUCCAAUUUCUGCACCUUUGUUGGAGUUGAACACGUCCCCCCUCUCUAAUCAAGUUCAAGCGGACGACAAUAAUUGGCAAUAUCUCGAUGCAGACACAUCUAACGGUGGUGGUGGUUCCAGCGGAUCAACAGCGAGGGAAUUGCAUGAUUCAGUUCACUCUGCGCUGAGUGGGACUGCAGCGGACCCCAGGGGGCGAAGCGUGAAGCGAAGUCUUCGCAAUACCUUGAAUGCUGCAGAGCACUACGCUAGUUCGUUCCUAUUUGGUCGUUCAUCCACUCGCAUUCAACAUGAAGAUGGGCCUAGCGCAUCCGGUAGUGCAGCCAAUCCCAAUGGUCAUUAA
Messenger RNA from Marasmius oreades (fairy-ring Marasmius), 2607 nucleotides. RefSeq lists its product as uncharacterized. The coding region runs from base 1 to 2607 and encodes 868 amino acids. Gene Ontology annotation, molecular function: protein binding. The record is from RefSeq and is a predicted model, not a curated record. NCBI's taxonomy places the organism in Eukaryota, Fungi, Basidiomycota, Agaricomycetes, Agaricales, Marasmiaceae. The transcript is spliced from 4 exons.